AUGUCAAAAUUGGGUUCAUUAGCCAGGUCUGUCAAGUGGACUCUUUCCGCGGGGGUCAUAGGCUCUGUUUUCUAUCUCUACCGGUUCAGCAACAAGGGAUAUUUCUACGACCACGAUGCUACGUGGUUGAAGCAAGACCAUCAGGCACAAGACCUGAUGGAUAGAAGGGAAGUGGUACCUGGAGGGGUCAAAAAUCGUAAACAGAUCGUAAUGGAUGACGGUGUCGCAUGGACUAGGACCAUGGGGGAGAGCAUGAAAGACAUAUGGAACGAACAAGUAAGAAAUUCCGUCAACUGGAUCUAUUCAUGGGGAAAGACCUAG
Molecule: messenger RNA, 321 nt
Organism: Saccharomyces eubayanus
Lineage: Eukaryota; Fungi; Ascomycota; Saccharomycetes; Saccharomycetales; Saccharomycetaceae
Gene: MIC12
Product: Mic12p
Exons: 1
Coding region: 1-321 (106 amino acids)
Biological process (GO): cristae formation
Cellular component (GO): mitochondrial crista junction; MICOS complex
Source: RefSeq, a predicted model, not a curated record